This is a messenger RNA of Angiostrongylus costaricensis, 597 nucleotides long. NCBI's taxonomy places the organism in Eukaryota, Metazoa, Nematoda, Chromadorea, Rhabditida, Metastrongylidae. The record is from the annotation of a GenBank genome assembly.
AUGUCCGACGUUGCUGCGCCUCCCGCUACGAUGACCACGUCGCCAGCCCCAAAGAAGAGCAAGGUUUCCAAGCGUUUUCAUAUACUUCGCGUUUUUUUUCUUUUGUUGCGUGAUGUUACCCUUCAACUGCAGGCAACGAAGCCGAAAGGAGAGAAGAAAGCGAGGACGGCCCCUAGUCACCCCGUUUACGGCGCCAUGAUCAAGUCCGCCAUCAAGGAGUUGAAAGAUCGAAAAGGAGCUUCAAAGCAAGCCAUAUUGAAGUUUAUCGUGCAAAAAUAUAAAGUUGGCGAUAAUGAGAAACAGAUAAAUGCUCGACUUCGAGUUGCUCUGAAACGUGGAGUGCAGAGUGGGCUGCUCACGCAGGCAAGUGGCACUGGAGCGGCGGGUCGAUUCCGCUUGGCAGAAAAGUCGAGCCAUGAGGCGACUACCAAAGUUCCCAGAAAGCCUAAGGUCAAGAGCAAGGCAAAACCAAAGGAGAAAGCGGUUGAAAGUCCCGUGAGUUACUUGGGUGUUCAGGAAAUGUUUUUAUUUAGUUGGGUGAUUAAUGCACGAUUUGUGAUUUCAUCUAAAUUUGGUCGCGAUAGUUUGUCUCCUUAG